This is a messenger RNA of Spizellomyces punctatus DAOM BR117, 2047 nucleotides long. Its product is annotated as carbamoyl-phosphate synthase, small subunit. Gene Ontology annotation, biological process: L-glutamine metabolic process; L-arginine biosynthetic process; 'de novo' pyrimidine nucleobase biosynthetic process. Lineage: Eukaryota; Fungi; Chytridiomycota; Chytridiomycetes; Spizellomycetales; Spizellomycetaceae. Gene Ontology annotation, cellular component: carbamoyl-phosphate synthase complex; cytoplasm. The coding region runs from base 387 to 1754 and encodes 455 amino acids. The transcript is spliced from 2 exons. The record is from RefSeq and is a predicted model, not a curated record. Gene Ontology annotation, molecular function: carbamoyl-phosphate synthase (glutamine-hydrolyzing) activity.
AAACACUUCUGUUGAUUAUCCACGUCCGCUUGCAACUUGCGCUCAUCAUUACGUCGUUUCUUUGGGCUAUUUUGCAACCCAAGCACACACAUUUCAAAGAUUGCGCUCAAGUUCUUCCAUUUAAGGGGAACUGACAAGUGCAAUACGUGUGCUCACAUCUGUGAUUUAAAUUUCUCGAGCUUUUUGCCUUGAGUUUUUCAAUGUACUCCCACUCUGCUGAGAAGGUUUCAAACGACUACAUCUCCGACCAGGUUUACAAGAGCUCUGGAAGCCAGUGAACCCGUCCGCUACCAGCACAUAUAUUUUCAAUUACUAUUUCUUCAAUCGCCACGCAACGUCUCGCGUUCUCGCUCUCUUCUACCGCACAGCCUAAACACUACAUCGACAUGUUUGGAUUUGCAAAAAAUCUUGUCCGCCCUGCUGCGGUCGCCGCCCGGAAUCCCAUCAACUGGAACGCGGUGAAUACUCGCGCACGAUUCUUGGCCACCUUGUCCAAUGACAAAGCUGGCAUUCUCCAGCGCCCGGUCGGCACUCAACCUGAACCGCCCAUGCUCCCCGGUCUACUGCGCCUGCAAACUGGGGAGUCGUUCAAGGCCACAUCUUUUGGCGCUCCACUCACUGGCGCUCCAAUGUCUGGGGAAAUUGUCUUCACCACCGCCUUGGUCGGCUAUCCCGAGUCCAUGACCGAUCCUUCUUACCGUGGCCAAAUUCUUGUAUUCACUCAGCCUUUGGUCGGAAACUACGGUGUACCGGCGCCAACUCGUGACGAAUUUGGUCUUCUGAAACACUUUGAGGCGGACGGGAUUCAAGUUCAGGGUAUUAUCGUGAACGAUUACGCGACAAAAUACUCUCACUGGAAUGCCAUUGAGUCUCUUGGUCAAUGGUGUGCUCGCUACGGUGUCCCUGCUCUUACUGGAGUGGACACUAGGGCUGUUGUUACCAUGUUGCGGGAACGUGGGUCGACUUUGGCUGAGAUCCGGGUCGGAGAAGAAAUGGUGAAUGCCGAGCAGGUGCCUUUGGAGGAUCCCAACGUGCGUAACCUUGUGGCUGAGGCCUCCACCAAAGUCAAAACGACUUACAACAAGGGCGGAGACGUCAAGAUUGCUUUGAUCGAUUGUGGUGUGAAGCACAACAUCAUCCGGUGCUUGGCCAAGCGGGGUGCUCAGGUUGAUGUUGUCCCGUGGGAUCACGACCUUGUGCGGGACCCUGUAAAGUACGACGGUAUCUUUAUAUCCAACGGCCCUGGUAACCCGGACAAGGCUCAAAAGACUGUUGCAAACUUGCGGGCGUUCAUGUCUCAACCGUUCAAGGUGCCCACACCCAUCUUCGGUAUUUGCAUGGGCAACCAGUUGUUGGGUCUAGCCGCCGGAUACAAGUCAUAUAAACUCAAGUACGGUAACCGUGGUCACAACCAGCCUGCUCUUAACUUGGUUACCGGAAAAUGCGUGAUCACCUCGCAGAACCAUGGGUACGCUCUCGAUGAUAGUGUCGAAGUUCCUGGCUGGAUACCAUUCUUCCGGAACGCGAACGAUGGUAGUAACGAGGGUAUUCGCCACGCCGUCUUGCCGUAUAGCUCAGUGCAAUUCCACCCCGAGGCUAUGGGUGGACCUUUGGACACCGAUUACCUUUUCAGCGAUUUCGUUCAGGAAGUGCGAGAAUACAAGGCUAAGCGGGACAACCAGAGCCGAAUCGUAAUGCCGACCAGCGUACCUUUCCAGAGUGUUGAACAGCAGCCUGCCGCAGUUGCCGCUUAAUUUGCAGACGAAUUUUUUGGAUACCAUGGCCAUUCGCACACAAGUGUGAAUUUCUUAACUGGAAUGGGGGUGUUGUUAAAUGUGAUGGGCCGCUAGCAUAGUUUCUUUUGUACAAUUGUUCCAUGUUUCACUUUGUCUGAAAUAUAUCACAGACAAUCAAAUUGUGAAAUGUUUCCACUUGCUCAUGUUCAGUGAAUAUGUUACAUAACCAAAAUAUGAGGGUAUGAUUACACUUUCUGUUGGAUAUCGUUUAUACGGUCCACAGCAUAUUAGAAUAUAUAACGGGAUGAUUG